Labeo rohita (rohu) is the source of this 740-nucleotide messenger RNA. It is a transcript of the gene prok2, whose product is annotated as prokineticin 2. The coding region runs from base 251 to 574 and encodes 107 amino acids. The record is from RefSeq and is a predicted model, not a curated record. Lineage: Eukaryota; Metazoa; Chordata; Actinopteri; Cypriniformes; Cyprinidae. The transcript has 5 exons.
UGAACUGCUACCUUGUAGAACCAAACGUUAUUUCCAUGGUCCUUCAUAUUUACAGCCUGUUCAGGACUGCGGCACAUGCUUCAACACAAGUUUGACACCUGCCGUGGGUAGCAAACCAGAACGUGAUGGCAUAAUAUCCAAAUGCAUCCAGACGAAGAUGUUUCUUUCAGAGAACAUAAGAAGGCAGUUUGAAGUUUUUUGACCCCCCUUUUCAGGGGAGAGAAACCUGUGACACCAGUGUUUGAAGACCAUGACAUCCAAUAUUUUGUUCUUUCUCUGCCUGGUGCUGGUGUCUUGUGGUUCGACUGCAGUCAUCACUGGGGCAUGUGAGAAGGACUCCCAGUGUGGAGGUGGUAUGUGUUGUGCAGUCAGCCUGUGGAUCCGGAGCCUGCGAAUGUGCAUCCCAAUGGGUCAGGAGGGAGAAGACUGCCAUCCAAUGAGCCACAAGGUGCCAUUCUUUGGCAAGAGACUCCAUCAUACAUGCCCUUGUCUGCCCAACUUAGCCUGCAUCACCAUAGCUGACGGCAAGUCCAAAUGUCUCCCGCCAUUUCCAUUCCAGGAUCAGUACCUCUGAUGAAGAUGCUUGCCUGAGUACCAUGCAAAUGUUUGUAUAAAGUGUAUAGAUGUAAAAGUGUUUUCUUGAUUGAUUCUAGAUUUAUUUUAUUGAAUUUAUUUAAUCUUUAUGGAAAAUAGAAAAUAAAUGAUAGAAAAUAAGUAAAUUAUGGCAAUCAGGUCCUGCA